AUGCUUUUAUUAUUCUUAAUUUCUCCGCUAAUCCAUGCGCAAUUUGGAAUGGAUGGAAUGGAUGGAUCAUUUGGGCCAUUUGGAAUGAGACACCAUCACCAUCAUGGUUUUGGUGGGCCAUUCGGUAGAGGGCCGAUGGGUGGUCCGAUGGGUCCGAUGGGGCCGAUGAGAGGCCCAAUGGGGCCAAUGAGAGGUCCAAGUGGGCCAAUGGGCCCGAUGAGAGCUGGAAUGGGAAUGGGUGGUGGUCCGAUGGGUCCAAUGGGCGGCAUGGGUGGUGGACCACCAAUGCGCCGACCGCCUUGGAUGUUCCGUCCACCACCACCACCGUUUUUCAGACGAGGACCAAGACCAUUCAUGGGUGAUGGACCACCGAUGUCCGACUUUGGUGAUGAACCAAUGGGUCCUAUGAGGCCCAUGAUCGAGCAGCCCAUGCCUCCACCGCAACAACCAAUGAUCCCACCACCUCAACCCCCACCCGUUCAACCGAUGCCUCAAAUGCCUCAAAUGCCAAUGAUGAGGCCACAAGCGCCACCCCCACCCCCACCAGCACCAAUGAUGCCAGCUCCAGCUCCUCGUUUCCCAGCCCCACAAUUCGACAGAUUGACCGCUAGUUUGCGAGGGCUUAUCAACAACGUAAACUAUUACAAUACGGCUUUCCGGGGGCAGAGCUACGAGAAUGUGAUCAACGCUCUUCAUAGAUAUUAUGGACAACGAGCAGGGAUCACUUUUAAUCCCCAAACCACAGUCAAUACGGGAGCUCUGCACAAUGAAGUCAGAGCCAAUAGUCGAGUCGCAAAUGGGCUUUUCGAGGCUGAUAUGAUGCUCACGAUGAAUCAGCUAAAUCAAAUUAUUGGCGGCCGAAGAUGGAAACGGAAAGUGACGUCGGAAAUGUCGAAACGCUGGGCCACUUCGAUCUCCUAUAAAUUCAAUGAUAACGAUGCAAAUUGGCGUAGUCUCAUCCGAACUGCGAUUCGGCUUUACGAGACGCACACUUGUGUUCGUUUUGUGGAAAAUGGAGGAGCCAUUGAUUCAAUCGUUUUCACGAGAGGAGAAGGCUGCUUUUCCGGUGUCGGUAAGCUUGGUGGACAACAAGAGAUCUCCUUGGGAUCAGGCUGUGAAACGGUUGGUAUCGCUUCUCACGAGAUUGGACACACUUUGGGAAUGUACCAUGAACAAUCUAGGCCAGAAAGGGAUGGAUACAUCAGAGUCAACUACCAGAACAUAAUCUCUGGAUAUCAAGGAAUGUUCGACAAGCGCUCCCCAUCGCUAUCAAUCUCAAUGGGCAUUCCAUAUGAUUAUGGAAGUGUUAUGCACUAUGCUGUCAAUGCUUUCUCGAAAAAUUUUGGCACUGACACAAUCACUCCAUUGAGAAGUCAGUAUUCAGCGACAAUCGGGAAUCGAGUGGAGCCUUCUUUUUACGACUACAAAGCUGUGAAUCUUCUGUACUGUUCAACACGUUGCGGUCCGCCACUUCCUUGUCAAAAUGAGGGUUACACGAAUCCGAAUACUUGCAACACUUGCGUUUGUCCGACUGGUCUAGGCGGUACUUAUUGUGAUCAAGUGGCCUAUUCAACUUGUGGAAGAGAUCUGGUGGCGGACUCGAAUUUCAGAACACUCACCUACUACGGAUCGGGCACCUGUUAUUGGAGGAUCAAAUCUCCAAAUCAAGGCCGAAUCCGACUCCAGAUCUCCAAAAUUGGUUAUGCUUGUGCGGUGAGCUGCGAGCAGUUUGUUGAGAUCAAAUCGGGCCUGUCACUGGCCGCCACUGGAGCAAGGAUGUGCUGUCAGCCAACAAUGACUCAAAUGCUCAGCGACUCCUCGACGGUGAUUCUCAUUUCUCGGGCCACUCAAUCAUCUCAAUUCGUCAUUCAGUACAGAAAUGAGGGUGGUGUUGCACAACAAAGAGCUCCAGCAAGACAGCCAGUGCCAGUGACGUUUGGAAGGUGGUCUGGUUGGAGUGGCUGGUCAAGAUGCACCGAGCAGUGUGGCGCCUGUGGAACAAGACAGAGAAAACGAAGUUGUUUAUCGGGAAGAUGCAGCGGUUCCUCACUUGAGUCCCAAAUCUGCAACUUCAACGCUUGCCGAAGGGGGACAACAUUUUACCGAAGAGGGAAAAGGAGUGCUCUGCUUGAAUAUUUUGAAGAUGAAGUGACCCGAGUCAAACGAAACACGGAAUGGUGGUGUUGCGAGCGCUAUCUAGCGAGGGGAAGCGUUUGUGUGCACGUG
Molecule: messenger RNA, 2226 nt
Organism: Mesorhabditis belari
Lineage: Eukaryota; Metazoa; Nematoda; Chromadorea; Rhabditida; Rhabditidae
Source: the annotation of a GenBank genome assembly